AUGUCCUGGAGUGCUGCUGAAUUGCCCUGGGAAGAUGGUGGCUGGGAUUGUGCUGCCACUAACAAAUAUUUCACUAGACCUGCCACUGGCUCCUUCAUGGAGCAGGUUAUAGGCCAGAACAAUUGUUCGGAAUACAUUAAGUCAAACCAUAAUGCUUUUCUGAAGACAGAAGCCAGUACUACACCUGCUCUGAUGCUACAGUGUCAGCAAUUGAAAGGUGAAGAAGAUUUUUCUACUAGAAGUUUUGACACACUAGAAAGUGUUGGCAUGACCUCUGCUGAGACAGGAAAUUUCUCAACAGCUUUCAGUGCUCAGAGUAAUGAAACCUCAGUUGAAAAGCACUCUCUUCCAGGAUGCCUCUCACUAACUCAUGCUGACCAAGAAGACACAGCAUCAGUUUCAAGAAUCUCUGAACUUCUUAAGGUUACUGAAGAACCUCAAGCACAAAUUUUAAAACAUGAUCUAGAGAUACCACCUGAAGCCAAAAUCACAUCCAUACCACUUUCAUCUUUCCCACCUAAAAUGCAGCAAGUAAUGUCAUCCAGAGCUAAAAAUGUCUCUGAAAUAAGGCAAGCUACAGAAAUACCAACUGUAACUUACAUAUGGCCAGUAAUAAAGGUGGAACAGGUUUCCAGCCCCUUUUGGGACAAUUUUCGAAAGUCUUCAAUACCAACCAGCCCAAACUUAAAAAGACACUGUUCCAGUCCUGAUGUACUAGUUGAAGAUGUGAAGUGUUCCCAGAUAACACCAGUGAAAAAGCUUGAACAAGAAGAACCAGACAGAAAGUCAGAAAGAUCAUAUCCUCUUAUUUUAAAGUCAUCUAACAGUGUUGUUUCGGGAAUUUUAAAAUCACUGGUCAAUAUCAAGAAUAAGGAUUAUAAGAAUAUGGUACCACUUUCAUCUACCAGUCCUAUUGGAAAGCAACUGGAAAUUCCUCUCUUUAAGGGAAAUGCUGUAGUGAUAUAUGAUGGGCAAGUCUACAUUCUGUAUGUAAUGACGCAUGAAGAUCUGACAUCAGAAAUGAAAAUACAUGGCUGUGUUGCAUUGCUUAGGCAGACCACAGUUUGGCUCAUUCCAUGUAGUGCUAUCCAUGAUAGCACGAUCAAAGUUCCACAUCCACUGCAGUCUAGAGCUCAUGCUGUAAAACAGAACAUAAACCCUCUUACAACCCUUGCUCCCGCCGCACCGCAAGAUAAAACUUCAAAUUUCCUCAACAAGACUGCAUUCCCAUCCAAAGAAGUCUUGCAAAAAAGAAAAGGGAAAGCAGCACAUUGCGAAAAAGACAAUGAACUAAGAAAGAAAUUUGGUAUUGUUAAAGAUGUAAGAGUCCCUCUCAACAGGAUAUGUCUCCCUGAAUUUAUAGAGGAUUUUGGUAAAUCCUCAGUGCGUGAAUGGAACGCAAUCACCAGGACAAAGAAAUGGGAAAAAAGUGCCAAGGUAUGCCAAGGCUGUCAAUAUACAAAUAUAAUCCAUGCCUCAUCUUGAAGUGGUGAUGACACAUCAUUAUCCCACUUUUCAAGAUUUUUGAGUGUUUAAGCCCCCAUCAUAAAACAUUCUCUAUUUGAGAACCUUGCAAUGUUUAUAAAGAAUUACAGUGCUGAUCUUUUCUGUAUCAGGGCUAUUGACAGAGUCAGGAAACUGACUUUCUGUGAUAAAGCUCUUAAGAUUGUUUCAGCAGCCAAACUGGACAUAGGGUUUCCAUCAACCUAUAUCGUUUCAAUAUACCUUUAUUCAAGUUCUUAUUCUGCAGAUAAAUUAGUAAUCAAUAAUAAAUUAGCAUUUCUCCCAGAUCUGUCUAUUAUCUCUUGUUCAGCCUGUAGCAUUAAACUUUCAUUUCUGUCAAUUGAAUUUUAAACCAGUAUCACCCAGCCUUUCAAAUGGUCUACUUUUGUUGUCCCUGAAUGGGAACAUCAUUGAUGUACCCUCAGCAUUCAUGAAAAUUUACUAUAUCUUUUUGAGGCCAGGUAAAGCAAAACUUUCCAAAGAAAGUUUUCUGCCAGAACCUGAAUGAAACAUGCAUUUUAAGAAAAUUUGUGUUGGCUGUCAUUUUUUCCUAAAAUUUCUUUCCCACUAUACAUGCCAACUCAGAUUCUUAGGAUAAUCAAAUUUUGAUGGUGUUUUUCCAUCUAUCUACAUUAUAAUUUCUCAACAUGUGUCCUGAAAAUCAAAUAGGAUCAAAUACCUAAUGAAAUAUUUCAUAUUUGGAUUUAUUCUACAGUUGUUUUACACAGAUGCUCCCACUUACUAGGCUUCUAUUGAAAACUUUCAGUUACCAACAGCGUUAUUAGUAGAUCUCAUUAACCUUAAUUGUUAGUGUGACUGCCUUUUCAGUAUUU
Messenger RNA from Calidris pugnax (ruff), 2336 nucleotides. RefSeq names its product ligand-dependent nuclear receptor-interacting factor 1-like. The record is from RefSeq and is a predicted model, not a curated record. Bases 1 to 1485 code for a protein of 494 amino acids. Gene Ontology annotation, molecular function: nuclear retinoic acid receptor binding. Gene Ontology annotation, biological process: regulation of DNA-templated transcription. The transcript is spliced from 3 exons. Lineage: Eukaryota; Metazoa; Chordata; Aves; Charadriiformes; Scolopacidae.